Lucilia sericata (common green bottle fly) is the source of this 2095-nucleotide messenger RNA. RefSeq names its product nuclear envelope integral membrane protein 1a-like. Gene Ontology annotation, cellular component: nuclear envelope. The transcript is spliced from 4 exons. The record is from RefSeq and is a predicted model, not a curated record. Lineage: Eukaryota; Metazoa; Arthropoda; Insecta; Diptera; Calliphoridae. The coding region runs from base 129 to 1805 and encodes 558 amino acids.
AGAUUAGGUUGUAAACCAUUGGAAAUUUACAGUUACAGUUUUGACAUUUACUUUAUUUCUUCGUUUGUUCAUUAGUUUUCACACUUCUCUAGAAAUGGAAAUAAAAAGCUAAAAACUAUUUUAACAAAAUGACUGCAUUAUUUUUUAAAUUAAUUUUAAUUGGAAUUUUAAUUAUACCAAAAUCAUUAACCAACGACAUAAAUAUAAAAAUUGUAAAACCAAUUUCAAAACCAACUGCAAAACCUGUGGAUAAAUUUAAAGUGCUUUUUCUUGAAGCCAAUACAACUUUCAAUUUUAAGCCCUCCAAACGUGGUUUCUUCGAAAAACAUUUAAACACCUACUGCUAUAAAGGCGAACCGAAAACAUUGGGACGCCUUUUAGAGACUAUUGAACUACAAUUGGAAAUUGAAGGCGAUGAUUAUACUCAAUAUGAAGGUACAACACCAUCAGAAGUGGAAGAACACUAUUCGGAACAUCGUUCUAUUUUCAGUUUGAAUUUAUUUUCGCAAAAACGUUCUCGCGUCUCGUUAUCACCAUUUAUGCAACAGUGCAUUGGCAUAGAGACCGUUCAGCCCUAUAAUGUUACUUUGUAUCAGGAAAAAAUUGACUAUUAUCGCACCGUUCAGCUAAUGAGUGGCAUUAUCAUGUUCCUGUUUGCUGGUGUUUUAAGUGCAAAUUCAUUGUUUUACUACAUUACUGGCAUAUUGUUUGGCAUAUGUUCAUCAUUUCUAUUCCUUAUAUGGUUGUCGGGAAAAUUGAUGCCCAAGCGUACAAUGAUGUAUGGCGUUUUAAUAGGCGGCUGGACCGUUGGUUUCUAUGUCAUACGUAUGCUGUGGGACAAUAUACAAAUGAUCAUGUUGACAUAUCGUAACUACGUAUGCUGGUACAUUAUAGUUACCGGCAUUAUAUCAUUCUUUUUCUGUUAUCGCUGGGGUCCACCGCAGAAUAGACGUUCGAAAAAUAUUAUAAAAUGGUUACUGCAGCUCAUGUCUUUGGCAAUGAUUUAUUUGUCUAGUAAUUUUAAAGAAGCCACCAUAGCUAUCAUACUGAUGACCGUUACAUUGUAUUAUUUUCCUCGAAUUUUAAAAAGAAUCAUGAGUUUGAGAACUAAAACAUCCAAGGAAUAUUUAAACGAGAAAAAUGUCUAUGGAAGUGGUGGUAGCGGUGGUACUAGAGAUCUAAGAGAUGAUUGUCAGCAAUGGCGGGUUAAUAGUCCCCAGUAUAAAGAUUGGAAGAUUAAACCUAAAUCUCGCACUUCAUUAAGUGGAGUGGAGCAGCGUCGAACACCCACACAACAACCAAUUAUCAAAACAAACAUAAAUAACUCCGGCUCUAAGCAAAACCUAGAAGAUUUUCCAUCUGGUUUAGAGAACGUAAAUUUGGAAGGACAUGAUUUGACAACUCACAGUCUUUAUCCCCUACCCGAUGGUUCAUUUAUAUUGAGUGAAAAGACACCGAUUAUUAUAACACCACGUCUUGCCACACCCAUAUAUCAUCGUUCUACACCAGCCUUCUCAAAUGAUGAAGACGAAGAUGAGGCUGAAGGUGAUUAUACACCAAAAAAUCAUCAUACUCAUGUACCUCUUCCAGCUCAUUAUCGUCGUUUAAGUGCUGCUGCCUCGACUUCAGAUCUUUUGUUAUCUGCAGGGCGUCGUCGUGCUACACCCUCUCCAUCCCAGCUGCAGCGAUCCUCCAGUGUUCAACGUGUUCAGUCUCGUUCGGCUCGUAUGAUAUCGUCGGCUAGAAAACAUCAUGCCAGUAAUCCCAAGAUUAAAAUCGAUAAUCCUACAAGUGAUGAUGAUUGAUGAGAAGUGUUUUGUUUUAUUUAAAUUGAUUUUUUUAACUUGUGCAACUAACUGAUUUAAUAGGUAAUUUAACUUAACCGAAAAUACGUUUCUAACCGAUAUUGUUAAUAUUCAAGCUUAUUCUACUUGUUUUAUAAACAAUCACAAAACUAUGUUAAAUGCAUUUUUGAACGGACUUGAUGUUUAUAAUAGUGGUAUUGUUUAAAAAUCUCCAUUCCUUGCUGCUUUAUAAAAGUUAUGAUUUCAUUUCCAACUAGUGGUAAAAAAUAUAAGAAAAAUAAUCCUAAAAA